AGACUCACCCUUUCAGAUAUCUGCUGGUCUGAUUCCAUGUGAUAACGGUCCGUCAGCAUGAACUUUGUCAUUCCGAAGAAAAAACGUGCAGUAGAGAAGCCCGUUGUAGAUAUAUCUUCACUUGAGCCUAAGGCUACGAUUGAGGAUGCACCAAAAGAUUCGGACAAGUUCAACACUGUCAAGAACAUCGUCUUGAAUGGCCUAUCAGAUCGGCAAGUUCAACAAUUUUUGAAUGUGGACAAAGCACAAACAAUAAAAAAUCCGUUUCUUGAGUAUAAGUAUGACCAGUUUAAAGCAAAUCUUCGUAGUUGUGGACAAAGCGAUGCAGAGAGCUACGAAUUUCUCCUGCUUGGAUAUGACAAUGAUGAUCUGACACAUAUAGCCGACAAUGGCUAUGCUGUUGGUACCUCCUUCAUUGGUGAUCUGGGAGCACCAACGCGAGGGGUCUAUCUCUACCGUUACGUAGAUCUUGUGUCCCCUUCACUUUUUUAUAAAGAGGAGACCAUGCGAGUCAUGGUUUUCCGUACAUUGAGAGGGAAAAGUUACUCCGUUGGACUCGGGUCUACGGAACUGGAACCUACUAUGGAGUGUUGCAGCCAUAUCGCAGCUAACGAUGGCAUUCCAAAUUCGCGAAAAUCUCGGCAGCAAUUGCAUCGUCAGGCAGCGGUAUAUCAUUACGAGUACAAUAAGGAUCUAUCUGUUGCUGAAGUCCCUUCUGGAGUCCUACCAUUUGCGGUUGUGGAUCUAAAGUUUAACCUGCCUGAGAAGACUCACUACUCCAACUUUCUUUCAGCAGCAGGAUACAUUAACGAAGCCCUCUAUUUCACUCCUGUGUAUGAAGGUAGUCUCAACAUACUAGCUGCAAAAUUUCCGCGGGCAGUAUUGAGCACAAGUUUUGAAGAUUCUAAUAAACCACAUGGAUUGGACGAAUCCUUGGGGUUUACGAAGCUGCUUUUAUGGGCAGAUGUGUUUGAUAUCAAGGGCGUAAGUCAGUUGAUGGCUCAAGAUACCUGGGGUUUGAUCGCUAGACAACGCGAAGUUUGCGUCAAGAAUGAUUCCGAUCGCGAGAAAUGGAAAGUUCGAUAUGUUUCUCACUUCAUUUGGACGUGCGCUGAUCCACGCUUUAUCACCCUAAUCAACAGCAUGCGCGUCGAACAAUGCGCUGCUGUUGCGUAUUCCAUAGAUGCAUCAACGCAUAUAGCGUUUCCAUCUGGACAGUUUUCAAGCAUUCUUGGAUUGCCGUGGCUUCAUACACCUGCUCUUCAUGUGUUGAUUAUCAACACUAAUCCACUUUUCUAUUUCGAUCCAAAUGAUGAGUUUUGCUUGAAUGAGGAAAGUGUACUUGCCACGAAGACGCCUUUGGGCACUGCCAUCCUAGAUGGAGACGACGUUGCUUUAUGUCGCUUUUUUGAUAGUCAAGCUGCACCUCAAUUAAAUACAACCGAUAAUGGUAACGGGUCUGUGCGUCCACCGCCUCGUGUGCAAGCUAUCAAUGGAGAUUCUCCGCGCAAGGAAUCUCCUCGGCAAAGCAUUGACGAAGUCCCUUCUACACCUCAAAGCGAUACGGAUGCCGAGCAUACUCCUCCGCCAGCCGUUAAUCUUCCAUCUUCAGCCGGAAAAAGCUGCCUUCGAAGUAAACCACCACAAGUUUUUGUUGAGCAACCUCCACUCAUUGGGAAAAGUGUGCCACCACCACCUCCUAUACCUGGUGCUCCACGCGUUGCUUCGCAUGCUCCUUUACCCAGGAAAACGCGAAUUCGUUGGGCGGAAAAUGUUGUGGAUAAUGAGCAUAAGUUUGGAAAGAAGCUGUCGAAUGACCGAGAUGAGGCAGUAAAGGCUGGCCUGCAUACUAGAGCUCCUCCUAAAGACUUACUAACUAGAAAACCUCCUGCUCCUGUUCCUCCACCUCUUGCAACUAUGCCUCCAAAUACACCCGCAUUCGGUGUCAGUCCGGGACCCUCAGCGCCGCCUGCUGGCGGAAUAAAGUACAAGGAUCUGUUUCAAGGAGUUUUCAGUACUAUAGCAAAGGGAAAAGGUAUUGAUAAUGAAUCCAACAAUGACGAAUUGGUGCCGUCCACACUUCCUUCCACAUCGGAGACAUCGAAGAUGCCAAUCAUACCGAAACGUAUUGGAGGAAAUAAGAAUUGUAUAAUAACUUCACUUCCGUUACCAUCUAUUGGUCGCAGCGCAGAGGCUAACAAGGAACUUGCCGGCGCUUCAUCAUCGGCUGCUCAACCAGAGGAUCCUACGGUUUGCGAUAUGGAGAUUGAAUCAAGCUCGGAGGGCACUCCAACUCCUCCACAAGCCAAAUCUUCUCCGGACGGAUUUGACGAUGCGGUGGAUUUUAUUGAUGAUCAGGAUGAAGAUUACGAUGCGCAGUUCAAAUGCGAAAUUGUGGAUGAACCUUCCGAUUCACCUCAGGGACCAGCUUCUCCUGUUCCAGCAGCGCAGAGUGUAGGGCCACCAACUACUACCAUUCCCGUUGAAACGGAAAAUUCACAGAAAGAAACAGAAAUAGAAGUCUCAACACUACUGAAAGAACUUGCCCCGAAAAAGGAAGAGAAAAGUGUGCUCGAAUCACUGAUUGAUUCUGACACUCCACCGAGUGAAGCCCCAGCUAGCCCUCCGUCAAGUCCACCAAGGACAGAAAUGCCGGAAAAUGUUGUGAGGCUGCUUGAGUUGCUACGAGGAAAUGAGACGUCAUCCAAAAGUCGUGACACUGACUUGCGAAAAGAAAUUCCUGUCACCAGCGCAUCUGCCGCUACUAAUCCAGAGUUUGGAAGACCGCGGAAAUCGCGAUUUGAUCAACCACCACCCGAAAUCGCUGGAGCCGGGUUCGUACCCAAACCCGUCCCUACGUCAUCAAUCGGUUAUGUUGGCACGGUACCAGCAUUAGGUUCGUCUGUCAAAGACACUGAUCUACGAUCCCAACCACCUGCAACGUUGGCAUUCUCUAUCAAGAAGACUACAACAACUUCAGCCUUGAACCCUCCAGCUCCUCUUAUUUUUGGUGAAGACGUGGAUGAUGAAGAUGUAGCAGAUAAUCAGCGAAUAAAGACAAAUGAACGGAAGGACCGUGAUGACCGAGUGAAACGAUGGGAUAAGCCAGCCGACGUUACAGUGAAAACCAUAACAACACAACCGGAAGCUCCGAGGAAUACCGUGCCUCCAAAUCUGGUUCCUGGGAAAGAUAAGCCACCCGAAAAUAGACUGUUCCAUCUUCUGACCGGAGCCAGAAUGCUGCAAUCACAGCGAGACAAACAAGGUGGUGAUUUCGUUCCUCCAAUUACAACGCAGUCUCAGUCAACGCCAUACUCUGCUCCCUUGACGCAGUCUGGGGUAACCCCAUUGCCACGAACACUGCCAAUGGCAGUCGGAGCCAGUAAUGCUUCCACCAGUGCACCAUCAUCUACAAGUACCCCCGUUACAUCUACAUCAACAACUCCGUUGUCACGAGUGCCAGUGACAGUGGGAGCAAAUGCUACCAGAAAUACAUCUUUCUUCCAAAGUACUACCACCAUGUCUGCGUCGGCCAUUCAGUCUUCACGGAUGCCAGUGACAGUCGCGUCCAAUGCAAGCAGCAAUACAACUGUGACCAAAAGCACUUCCUUGACAUCUACAUCGACCUCACAGUCUUCAAAAUUCGACACAAUUGGAAAUGCAUUUGGACUAUCGAAUAAUGUGAUCCAGCAACUUUUGAAAAGAUCUAGCUCAUCCUCGCAGCUCCCGCAAUCAGCUCAAAAUUCUGCUCCUGAAAAAGUCCAGGACGCUCCCGCCUCACCCGAUCCACCAGCUUCACCCGAGCCUGAAGGUCCUGCAUCGCCAGAUGCACCAGCUUCUCCUGAUCCUGAAGAACGGCCUGUCAACGGGCUUAUACCACUGAAUCCAAAGCCGCAUUCAGAAAUACCAUUGGAUUGUUGGCAACCCACAGAGGAUAAACGACCAGAACCGCCAAAGAUAAUCACCGUACGAACUCCUAAGAAACCAAAGCGGCCAAAAGAUAUCGACGGUAUAGUUUGCAAGGGAGGCGAAGAUCAACUGAUGCAUUCAUGGAUUAAAGCAGUAGAACAGAAGUCGGAAACGAGUUCAAAAAAGGCAACAAGCUCCCGUAGCUCUCGUUCCGCCGAUGAAGAGGAAGAAGAAGGGGAAAUUCUUAGCGAUGGGUCUGAUGAGGUGGAGGAGAAGCCGCCUCCCAAGCCCGUUCCAGUUCAGGAGAAACCCAAACCUAUCUCGGUCAUUGGCGCAUCAACAAAUAACUUCCAUUCUACAAUUGUCAAGAAAACGACCAAACCAGAUACUGCAACCAAGAUAUCUCCGUUUCAACCUGGUGUGUUCCCACCACAGGCAGUUGUACGUCCUUUUACUAGCGAACCAAAUCCUGUGACCCAAAGGGGGUUCCCCAGUUUCCCACGCAACGGUCCAUUUGGAACGGUAUCGCCAUGGGCUUCAAACUUUCCUCCUCCAGCUCGACCUGUACAAGUGAGCCCUUUUCAAUUUGGUCUCCCUCGCCAGGAAGCUCCUAGCAUCACUGUCAUCGUGCCAGAUUUCAUGAUGUUCAACCGAGCGGCAAUGGCACGUAUGGAUCCCCCUGGCUUUGAAGCAUUCUGCGAGCGUCUGAAAGUGAUACAAACUAAAGAGAAUAGGAUAGUAUCGCUACAAAUACAUGAGCGGUUGCUUCAAUACCUUCGAGAAAUGAUGCAAUCACUAGCUGGAUCCGAAGCUGGUAACGCUUUUCAUAUGUACUACUCCAUUAUUGCUAAAUACAAAGAGUUUGGCAUAGUGCAGUUCAUGGUGAGACAUGCAUGUGAUGAUGGUGAUGUUUGUGCGGCACAGACUAUCAAUUGCUUUUCUGGACUUCGCAGUCACUAUCAUCCCUCAACGGUUAUAAUUUACAUGUCGAAUAUGUCACCAAGCUCGGCCACAGGAACUGCACUGUCAUCUUUGGGAGUGCGAGUGAUUACUCCAUGCAAUGUGAUGCGAACUUUUGGUUUUGAUACCCAAAGAAGCCCAUUCCUUUCAUAGCACUUUAAGGCCAUUAGUCAAUACUAUUUUUGUUCUUUGCAUAUCUUCCAAAGAUCUGUGCUAGUAGGCUUUUCUAGUGACCCAGAAGGCUCUGAUUGUUUCUUACGAGUACUCAAAUAGAUUGUGAAGAAGUUUCCACAUUAUUUGUAAUCCGACAUUUGUAAAGAGGCCGAGUCUACUACUCAAACCCAUCGUUGUACUUGUUUUUAGCUUUGUCACUUGUCACUCUCUUGCUGAUGGUGAUAGUCCUUCCGAAGAUACCGGUAUUUCUGAGUUUGUAUUAAUUCGUGCUGUGUGUUUGUUCAAUAUGUACAUCUUUACAUGCUACAAAUGUGUGUCCCAUAGCCGAAGACAGAAUUAUUUAUAUGAAUAUGCUAUGCUAAUAUGCUUCAACCAUUUUAUAGAAUGUGCCCAUCAGCAUUAGUUAAAUUGCUCCGUUUGUCAGUGCUGUGCAGUGCCCGUGAUUUAUUACUGUUAUUUUCUGAAGAACCCUUACUCGAUAUGUACCUAAGACGCUGUUGAGCACAU
Messenger RNA from Cylicocyclus nassatus, 5550 nucleotides. The record is from the annotation of a GenBank genome assembly. Lineage: Eukaryota; Metazoa; Nematoda; Chromadorea; Rhabditida; Strongylidae.